AUGGUUGCAGAAACAAAACUUUACGAUGCCCUGAGCAUCAAGCCGGAUGCCACCCAAGAUGAGAUCAAGAAAGCAUACAGGAAGGCUGCACUGAAGCACCACCCCGACAAGAAUAAGGAUAAUCCAAAGGCCGCUGAGAAAUUCAAAGAGGUCUCACAAGCCUAUGAAGUCCUCUCUGACCCUGAAAAACGUAAAACAUACGACCAAUUCGGUCUCGAGUAUCUCCUCCGCGGCGGCCCUCCGCCCUCCGCUGCUGGAGCAGGAGCCGGACCAGGCGGAAUGCCAGGCGGCUUCAACUUCGCCAAUAUGGGCGGUGGUGCUCCCGGAGCAGGCGGUACACGCACAUACCGCUUCUCAACGGGGGGACCAGGAGGCACGAGUUCAUUCAACUUCAGCAAUCCGGAGGACAUUUUCAAAAACUUCGCCAAGAGUGGUGGUGGUGGUAUGGGCUUUGGCGAUGAUAACGACAUUUUCGCCGAGUUUUUGGGUGCUGGACUAGGUGGUGGUGCUCGAGGAGCAAGAGCUUCUGCUGGAGGAGGACCAGGCGCUACAUUCGGGGCUGCUCGUCGUGCCCCUACACCCGAACCGCAGGUUGUCGAAAAGCCUCUCAAUCUGACGCUGGAAGAGAUCUUCAAUGGUACAACGAAAAAGGUCACGACCAAGAGCAAGACGUUCGACGCCAGCGGCAAGCGGACUGUACAGGACAUCACCCUCGAAGCAAAGAUCAAACCCGGUCUGCGCACAGGAUCAAAGUUGAAAUAUAAAGGUGUCGGAGACCAGGAGGAAGGUGGGCGUCAAGAUGUUCAUCUUGUCGUUACAGAGAAAGAGCAUCCAACCCUCAAACGCAGCGGCGACCACCUCAUAACAACAGUCGACCUAACCCUCAAAGAAGCCCUAACAGGCUGGGAACGCAUCGUGAAAACCAUCGACGGAAAAUCGAUUCGGGUCUCAAAGCCCGGUCCCACACAACCCGGUUAUGAAGAACGAUUUCCAGGAUUGGGUAUGCCGAUUUCGAAGAACCCAACUGACAGAGGCGAUAUGGUGGUCAGAGUGAAUGUCAAGUUUCCGACGACUUUGACAGCGGAGCAGAAGGAAGUUUUGAGGGAUGUUUUGCCUUGA
Talaromyces amestolkiae is the source of this 1119-nucleotide messenger RNA. RefSeq lists its product as uncharacterized. NCBI's taxonomy places the organism in Eukaryota, Fungi, Ascomycota, Eurotiomycetes, Eurotiales, Trichocomaceae. The record is from RefSeq and is a predicted model, not a curated record. Gene Ontology annotation, cellular component: cytosol. Gene Ontology annotation, molecular function: protein-folding chaperone binding. Gene Ontology annotation, biological process: translational initiation. The coding region runs from base 1 to 1119 and encodes 372 amino acids. The transcript is spliced from 3 exons.